AUGGUUGAUCACAAAGGUCAUGACAUGCAUAAAUCGAAUCAGAAUACUAAUAUCAUUAAUACAAGUAUCACAAAUGCAGUCAAUGACAUAUCAACUUCAAACACAAUUAGUAUAGGUAACAAUAAUAAUAGUAAUAAUAUUUCAACCAAUCGAUUACGUGAUGAUAAUAAUCUUGACGAAGAUGAAACGGAUGAAGCAGAGAAAACCAACCAGAUGAAUGAUAGGCACGUUGAUGUUCCUCAUAAUACUAAUAUUCACCCAACACGUUAUCCACAUCAAACCGAUCAUCAUAAAUCUCACAGUUAUGAUGACAAUGAUUCUAAGAAUGGAAUAGUUUAUCAAAAAUUAGAUUCUUUCAAAAAGUCAAUGCAUACAACAACACCGACAACAGCAACUAGUACUACUACUACUACUACUACUAAUAACCGAAGUAGUACAACUACAACUAUCACCACUCCUACAAUAAUCCCUACUACAACUUGUCAACCUGUAAAAUUACAUAUACAUAAUUAUUAUAAAGAAAAUGUAAAUAAUUUAGAAUUAUCCAAAGAUGAAACAAUGCAUAAUUUGGCUAAACGUACAUUAGCUAUCGGGAUACCUGGAUUACAUCCAUCUAAUCAUAAAACAUUAUUUAUAUUCUCAGAAGAAAAUGCUAUUAGAAAAUAUUCAAAAAUUAUCAUUGAAUGGGGAUAUCCUUUUUUCUUUUUUGCUCGCGUUUCUGGUUUCAACAGUGAAUUAUUUAUUUAA
Schistosoma turkestanicum is the source of this 747-nucleotide messenger RNA. The record is from the annotation of a GenBank genome assembly. NCBI's taxonomy places the organism in Eukaryota, Metazoa, Platyhelminthes, Trematoda, Strigeidida, Schistosomatidae.